AUGACGGUGGAACGGGAGAAAGGAGUGACGUUGGACGAGAAGUGGCGGCUCGUGCCGGCCUUUUUGAAGAUUCGCGGCCUCGUCAAACAGCAUCUCGUUUCUUUUGAUUACUUCGUCAACGAGGAAAUCAAGCUCAUUCUACUCUCGAAUCAGAAGAUCACCAGCGAUGCGAAUCCGAACUUCUACUUGAAAUAUUUGGACAUUCGUGUUGGUCAGCCAUCCAGUGAAGAAGGGUUCAAUCAAGUUAACGAGAAAAUAACACCGCAGGAAUGUCGGUUGAGGGACAUGACGUAUUCUGCUCCAAUCACCGUUGAUGUUGAGUAUACGAGAGGAAAUCAGCGCGUCGUGAAGAGGGAUUUGUGCAUUGGGCGAAUGCCGAUUAUGUUGCGAUCGAGCAAAUGCAUUCUCAAAGAUUUGGAGGAGGAAGAGCUUGCUCGUGUACAAGAAUGCCCACAUGAUCCCGGAGGUUAUUUCAUCGUCAAAGGAUCGGAGAAAGUGAUUCUCAUCCAAGAGCAGCUGAGCAAGAACAGGAUCAUGGUCGGCCUAAAUUCGAACAAGGAACUGCAAUGCGAAGUCCUUUCAUCCACAGCUGAACGAAAGUCGAAGACGUAUGUUUUGGUGAAGAAAGGGCGCUAUUGGCUUCGACACAACCAACUCAGCGACGAUAUCUCAAUUGCCAUUGUUUUUAAAGCUAUGGGAAUUUUGUCAGACUUCGAUAUCAUAUCAGCUGUUGGACGUGAGGAACGUUUCGUCGACUUGUUCACACGAACUAUUGAGGACACCCAGCUGCAGCAAAUUUUCACUCAACAACAAGCGCUUGCUUACAUUGCUGCAAAGGUGAAAGUUCGUAAACCAUUUGGAGUCUUUGGGGCCGCCGCACAAGCAGCAAUGGUAGAAGUGACUGCGAAAGAUCACGAAGCACUCGACUUCCUAUCGACUAGCAUGUUGUGCCACGUUCCUGUUGUCAACGGAGACAUGAAGAUGAAAGCAAUUUAUCUUGGACUGAUGUGCCGAAGAUUGAUCAUGGCUGAACUUGGCGAAAGUGAACUUGAUGACAGAGACUUCUACGGAAACAAACGGUUGGAGCUUGCCGGUUCUCUUCUUGCUUUACUUUUCGAGGAUGUUUUCAAAAGAUUCAAUAGCGAACUUAAAAGAAUCGCGGACAAUUCGCUCAACAAAACUUUAGCAGCACCAUUGGACAUCGUGAAGCACAUGAGACAAGACUUGAUAACGAAUACUAUUGUCAACUCACUGUCUACCGGAAAUUGGAUCAUUAAAAGGUUCCGAAUGGAAAGACAUGGAGUUACACAAGUACUAUCUCGACUUUCCUACAUCUCAGCGCUUGGCAUGAUGACAAGAAUCAAUUCUACGUUUGAGAAAACAAGAAAGGUAGCUGGACCUCGUUCUCUUCAACCAUCACAAUGGGGAAUGUUGUGCCCGUCAGACACGCCCGAAGGAGAAGCUUGUGGACUGGUGAAGAAUUUGGCCUUGAUCUCGCACAUAACGACGGAUUGUGAUGAACGACCCGUUCUCCGCCUCCUUUACAACAGCGGUGUCGAGGAUUUGCAAAGAGCUCACUUCAGUCACAUUCAUGAUGCGCACUAUCAUCUGAUUUUCCUUAAUGGCCAACUGGUAGGUUCAACUGUAGACCCAGUGAGGGUUGUGAGCGCUGUUCGGGCUCUUCGACGGAGUGGUUUCUUCAGUGAAUUUGUUUCGGUCUCAAGGUCCUUCACACAACGCAGUGUCUUUAUCUCUUCAGAUGGUGGUCGUUUGUGUCGACCCUACAUCAUUGUUGAAAAUGGCCAACCUUUGGUGAAACUAAAACACAUUGAGGACUUAAAAAAUGGUCUACGAGUGUUUGAGGACUUUGUUGUGGAAGGAUUGAUUGAAUAUCUUGACGUGAACGAGAUGAACGAUGCUUUGAUCGCCAUGUACGAAAAGGAUAUCCACGAGAAGACAACACAUUUGGAGAUUGAGCCGUUUACGAUUCUGGGGAUUUGCGCCGGCUUGAUCCCGUAUCCACAUCACAAUCAGUCGCCGAGAAACACUUAUCAGUGCGCUAUGGGUAAACAGGCAAUGGGAACGAUUGCUUACAAUCAGCAGAAGCGAAUUGACAGCAUUAUGUAUCUACUUGUUUACCCACAAAAGCCGCUUGUCAAAAGCAAGACGAUUGAAAUCAUCAACUUUGAAAAGCUUCCAGCUGGUCAGAAUGGAAUCAUUGCUGUUAUGUCAUACUCGGGUUACGAUAUUGAAGAUGCGACCGUGCUCAACAAGGCUUCUUUGGAUAGAGGUUACGGACGUUGUCUAGUCUACAAGCACGCAAAGGGAGCAAUUCGCAAAUAUCCAAAUCAAACGUCGGACAAGUUGAUGGGACCGAGUAUUGAGGCUGGGUCGAGGAAAAUUGUUUGGAAGCACAGGGUUCUUGAUCAGGAGGGAAUUGUUUUUGCGGGCGCCAGAAUCGAGAACAAAAUGACGAUGAUCAACAAACACAUGCCGAUAAUUCACCAAGCAAAUGAUCAGACGCCGGGAAUGGCUAGCGCAACACCAUCAGGUCGUGACGUUGAAUACAAAGAUGUGUCGAUAGGUUUCAAAGGUUUGGUACCAUCAUAUGCUGAAAGGGUCUUGCUUACUUCUAGCGAAGAUGAGGGGCAUUUGAUUAAGAUUUUGUUACGACAGACACGUCGCCCGGAGCUUGGAGACAAAUUCUCAUCACGGCACGGUCAAAAGGGUGUUUGUGGGCUGAUUGCGCAACAAGAAGAUAUGCCAUUUAAUGACCUUGGAAUGGUUCCCGAUCUAAUCAUGAAUCCGCAUGGUUACCCAUCACGGAUGACAGUCGGCAAAUUGAUGGAACUGCUAUCCGGGAAAAAUGCAGUGAUGACCGGCCGUUUUCACUACGGAACAGCUUUUGGUGGUGAUCAGGUGAAAGAUGUUUGUGACGAGUUGGCUCGCUUCGGCUACAAUUACAUGGGAAAGGACAUGUUAACUUCUGGAAUCACUGGACAACAACUUUCGGCCUACAUCUACUUUGGACCAAUCUACUACCAAAAGUUAAAGCACAUGGUCUUGGACAAGAUACAUGCAAGAGCAAGAGGACCAAGAGCUGCACUGACGAGGCAACCAACAGAAGGACGAGCAAGGGAUGGUGGACUUCGACUCGGAGAAAUGGAACGUGAUUGCUUGAUCGCCUAUGGUGCAUCGAUGCUUUUGAUGGAACGUUUGCUCUACUCAUCAGAUGAAUUUGAGGUCGAAGUUUGCGGUGUGUGCGGUCUUCUCGGCUACAAGGGUUGGUGUCAACGAUGUCGCUCGUCAAAAGAUUUGGCGAAGAUCAAAAUUCCAUACGCUUGCAAGCUCUUGUUUCAGGAGCUUCAAUCGAUGAACAUUGUGCCGAAGAUCGACUUGUCGCGACUAACUGAU
This is a messenger RNA of Mesorhabditis belari, 3414 nucleotides long. The record is from the annotation of a GenBank genome assembly. Lineage: Eukaryota; Metazoa; Nematoda; Chromadorea; Rhabditida; Rhabditidae.